AUGUCGCGAAUGUCAUCCGGUGAAUCCGCCAGCCACCCCAAAAGCGCUUUUGCGCCCCCUACCAUUAAUCGAGGUCCCCUUCGAAAGAAUUGGCAUGGAUCUCGUCGGGCCAUUGGAGCAGACUGCAUGAGGGCAUCUCUUUGCACUGAUCUCAUAGAGCAACACAUAGAGACACCUCCAGGGGUAGUAGUACACAGCCGACCCUAUCAUCUGCCCAAACACAAGAAAAAUGUGGUUUGGGAGGAACUCCAGGCUAUGCUCGACAUGGGAGUAAUUGAGGAGUCCCACAGUGACUGGAGCAGCCCACUGGUUUUGGUGCCCAAGGCCAAUGUGACUAGGUUUGUGCCUAACUAUUCAGACAUCACCAGCCCACUGACUGAUCUCACUAAAAGAUCCGGUCCAGUGGACGGAGCCGUGUCAGCAGGCUUUCACUCAGGUGUCUUUUGGACAAAUCUCCUUGAGAUCGCUUCAACUGAUCAUUUGUCUGUCCAUCCUGGAGAGAACAUCACCCUGCUCUGUAACAUCACUAAUUAUUCUGAGAUAUCGUGGUAUCGACUGAGAUCUGAGGAGGUGAAGCUGCUGAUAUGUGCUGACAAAAGGAAGCUGAAGAAAGAGUUUAUCCUCAGUUAUAAUGUGAACGAGAGUCACUUUUAUGUAACAGAAAGCAGCAGUUCAGUCAGUUUAGUGAUUAUUGGAGUUAGAGAGACAGAUCUGGGAUUUUAUUACUGUGGAGGUCGAAACAAAACGACACACAUUCAGUUUGGGAAACUCAUCAGACUGAACUUUACAGAAGACCAACAUCGUAAGACUGAUAACUCAUCUGAGCCUCCACAUACCCAGCAGUCAGGAUCAGAGCUCUGGAUUACAGUGUGUGUGUGUCUGUGUGUCUCUGUCCUAAUAAACUUCAUCUGCAUCUACAUGUUCUGCUGCAGGCUCAAAGGAAAGUCAGUACCAUCGUGCAGCUGUUGCAGUAACACCACAGACUCCGCUGAAAAGGAAGAAAAUAUGCAUUAUGCCAGCAUUCAACACAAAAGAAGGUCCAGCGUAGCUGCUAAGAAAAACACAGCAUCAGAUUUGGACAGCGUGACUUACGCAACAGUCGCCUCACAGCCUCGGAGACACAAGGUGUCAUAAAUUUAUUAUUACAUCAUAAAAACUGUGUUGUUCUCUCUGGCUCUUAAUAAUUUGUUUUAAAGAGAUAACUGAGUUAACAUGGAUUUCCAUGGAGAUAAAAUGAACUAUUUUGAAAUAAAUACUUAGUAUAUUUGGAAUAAAGUUUGAAAUAAAUAUUAUAAUACUAUAUUUAUAAAUAAUAAAUGUUACAAGAACCAUCUGGUUAUUUAGAUAAAUUAAAAAAAUAUUUUUUAAUGCUUAGGCAAAGUAGAUGGCUCAUAAAGCCUAUAUAAGCCCUAUAUAAAAAAUUUGCAUAGGACUGAGAUGAAAAGCUGAGAUACUGGUAGAGAUAAAAUGGCAGUGAGAAACAAGAUGAGGUGUAAUUCAAUGUUGCAUAAGAAACUGGUCUAUCUAAUGGCUCUGUUACAAACCUCUAAAAUACUCCAGAGUUAAAUUAAUAAUCGAUGUAAUGCCCAACUUGAGCACCUGAUGUUAAUGUAUGUGUGAAAAUGCACAAAUAAA
Messenger RNA from Pangasianodon hypophthalmus (striped catfish), 1635 nucleotides. RefSeq lists its product as uncharacterized. Gene Ontology annotation, biological process: response to bacterium. The record is from RefSeq and is a predicted model, not a curated record. The transcript is spliced from 7 exons. NCBI's taxonomy places the organism in Eukaryota, Metazoa, Chordata, Actinopteri, Siluriformes, Pangasiidae. Bases 1 to 1134 code for a protein of 377 amino acids.